This is a messenger RNA of Coprinopsis cinerea okayama7#130, 1653 nucleotides long. RefSeq lists its product as hypothetical. NCBI's taxonomy places the organism in Eukaryota, Fungi, Basidiomycota, Agaricomycetes, Agaricales, Psathyrellaceae. Bases 1 to 1653 code for a protein of 550 amino acids. The record is from RefSeq and is a predicted model, not a curated record. The transcript is spliced from 7 exons.
AUGCCCCCAAAGAGAACAGCCACUAUUCCAACGGCUCCCGAGUUUCCGCCUCCAAAGACACUUGACGAGUUCCAAAAGGCUAUCAUAGUCACUGAAGACUGGAUCCGGGAGCUCGAGGCGUCGAAGGCUCUUGCGAUCGCUGAUCGCACAAAGACUGCAAAGAACAAGCGCGCUGGCAAAACACAGAUUAUCAACUCCAUUGCCCUCUCUAUCGAGGAGGGCAAUGCCCGGCUUGAGGGUCUGCGCCAGGGUCUCGCGUCUGUGGGGGUUGGUGAAGACUCCCCAAAGCGAGAUAUGGUCCCACAGAACACGGCGUCGCUGCUGACGCACUUUGGUGAAGAGGAUGCUCAAGGCGAGCCCGACCCUUCCUACACGCAACCUGCACUUGCGCGUGAAGUCCCAGGUUCCACAGGCAGCGUCAAAGAUAAUACCCCAGACCCCUCCUUAAGUAAUCUGGGAAACAAGGGCGAAGGGCACGAGGGGACACAGUCCCCAGAUCAGACGUUGGACCACGAGGGCCUGGAGGAUUUGAAGAAAGGGGAGGAGGAAAAACUGGACGCAACCGUCGCCGAGACCAACUGGGACCUUUACACCGAAAUCGCGAUGCUUGUCGACGAGGACAGGGCGGCAUCUUCCUUGAGUGCGGAAGGCCUCACUGCGUACCUUAACUGCAUACUUCUGUCGAUCGAAAACGACUUUGAGGUAGCCGACGACAACAUUGACAAGGACCCUCGGCUUGUUGAAAUCCUCGAAGGGAACAAAAACGUCUUAAGCGUUUGGGGAUGGAGGCUGUACCUCAAAGUGAGGAAGGUCGUUGACAAGUACCAGGAGAUGGGUCGCCUGGCCCAUGUGAAGCGUACCGACCUUCUCCGGCGACUGGGGAAAUCUAUUUGGACAAACCAGGACCACGAUCCAGAGGAUGGUUUGCUGAAGAUGAGAGACAUGGGGGACGAGGGGGAGGAGGACGAGGAGGACGUGGACGAGGAGGAGGACGAGGAGGAGGAGGAGGAGGACCGCCGAACGGGUAGGCCCAAGGCGACAACCAGGAUUGGGUCGUUGACCCAGAACGCAUUUAACGCGCUAUGCAACGCACUCUGCAUGGAGGUCGACAUCCCUAAUGGUGCUAGGUUUGAUGCGCGUCGCUUUGCGGAGUUUUUGGCGGGGUAUGGGACGUCUUCGAUUCUAAUUGCAAUGGAGACAUUCAUCGUUCGGAGGGGGGUCACCCGUUGCCACUACCACACGCUCUCGGACAAGUCCUCCAAGAAGAACGACUCCACGCGCGAGGGGGUCACCGGUGUCCCAUACAGCCCCACGAAGACUGUCUUCGCAUCCCGCAGGCUCCUGCGCGCCGUCCCCGACCGACUUCCUGACCAAGUGGGCCUCAUGCCGCGAUCGGUUGAGCAGCCGGAACAAGGUCCCAGUUCAAUCAAUGGGGUCACAUUCCACGAGCUGUGCAACUUCUUCCCUCGUGCUGCAGACGGUCGACGAUAUCUCCAUUGUGGCUGCGAUCUUCAAGACGCCCUGACCGACUUCUUCUUCUGGAAGGCCUUCCCCUACAUCUCGUCGCGUUCCAAGGGCACUGAGGAGCUUUUUGGAAUGCCAGUGCCACCACGGAUUAGGGAUGGUCAAGGGGUUUUAAAACCCCCAGGGUAG